GAUUUUAAUAACAUACAAAAAUGAAAUUUAUUUUUUUAAUUUCAUUAAUAUUAAUUUAUAUUUCUCCAGAAGUUUUAACCGAAAAACAAUGCUGGAAACCAGCUUCAAAAUUAGUGCUAGUGACUGGGAUGUUCAGACAUGGUGAAAGAACACCAGAUCCGGAACAAAUGCAAGAAUUUCCAAAAUAUGAAUACAUAAAUGAUACUUUUAGUCCUUAUGGAAGAGGACAACUUACUACUCUAGGAAAAAGCACAAUGUACAAUUUGGGAGAAAAAUUAAGAAAAAGAUAUGCCAAAAAAUUGUAUAAACGAUCCUGGUUAUACAGAGAUGACAUCCAAAUGGAAUCGACGAAAUAUAAAAGAUCUUUGAUAAGUGCACAAAUUGUUCUUCGAGGAUUGUUGGGAUAUGAUAAGAGAGAUGUUCUCAGAAGACGAUGGGCUACUUAUAAAUAUCUUAAUAGAACUCUGAAUGCAGAAAAAGAAUUUUUCUUGAAGUUUUAUUACAAAAAAGAGAUAUGUCCAGCAUAUUUAUUACAAAUUAAGAACUAUUUCGGAAAUGGACAAAAUCUGGACAAAGUAAGUGCUUGCAUGAAUCCUAUGCAACAAAUGGCUCAACAUUUAAGAGUAGAAAAACCAGAUCCUUUAAAAGUUUGGUACAUGAGCGAAUUGUAUAAAGCACAGAUAUGA
Molecule: messenger RNA, 686 nt
Organism: Ctenocephalides felis (cat flea)
Lineage: Eukaryota; Metazoa; Arthropoda; Insecta; Siphonaptera; Pulicidae
Product: lysosomal acid phosphatase-like
Exons: 6
Coding region: 21-686 (221 amino acids)
Biological process (GO): dephosphorylation
Molecular function (GO): phosphatase activity
Source: RefSeq, a predicted model, not a curated record